AUGCCAAACAACCGAAGGAAACGCGAUACCAGCGAUGAACCCAAGGUAGGCGAUGGUGGUGCUGACUGCAAUGACACAAACAAGAAGAGGUCCAUCGCCAACAAACUCACUUUCAGCGACGCUGCAAUCCAAGAUCCACAUCUCCUCAUGAAUGGUGACGAUGAUGAGGUCCAGGUGGAGCCUCAACAAACCCAAGUGGAUGGGAGCGAGACUAGUAAGUCCCAGUGGACCGCCCACCACAGUGAUAGAGCUGGGGACAUUGAUGUCUCACCUCAACAGCAUCUACUGUUGUGGGUUGAGGACCAGUCAGGCACGUGGUGGAAGCACUGCAGCAGCCCUGGCUACCCUGAGUACAAAUUCCGCAGCCAUUUCCAGAUGGGUUGGGAAACCUUUGACAUGAUAUGUGAUGUGCUGGGAUCGGCGAUCGCCAAGGAGGACACACCGCGCCGUCCCGCCAUACCCGUGCGCCAGCGUGUCGCUGUGUGUGUUUGGCGCCUCGCCACCGGUGAGUCCCUCCGCGCCGUCUCUGACCGGUUCGGCCUCAGCCUUUCUACCUGCCAAAAGAUUGUCCUCGAGGUCUGCGCCGCCAUCUGCCAGAGGCUUAUGCCCCACUUUAUUCGCUGGCCUGACCAGGCCACAGACUUCAAGAGCAGCUUUCAGGCCAUCUCUGGCCUGCCAAACGUCGUCGGUGCCAUCUAUACCACCCACCUCCCGAUCAUUAAACCAAAAUCCCAUAACUCGAGCUACUACAACCGUGGUUGGUCGGCGCGCAACGAGAAGCCCUCUUUCACCACCACUCUCCAGGGGGUCGUUGACCCUAACGGCAUUUUCACCAAUGUAUGCAUCGGUUGGCCAGGUGCCAUGCAUGAUGAUGAGGUCCUCAUCAGAUCAGAACUGCAGCAGCAUGUUGGAAACGGAAUGAUGGUGGUUGGUGGCUCUAGCUACCCGCUGAUGGACUGGCUUCUCGUCCCAUACACGCACCAAAAUCCAACGAAGGAACAACAAGUGUUCACCGAGAAGGUCAUGAAGCUCCGGCGCAUUGCCGUGGAUGCUUUUGCACGGCUCAAGGGACGAUGGAUGUUUCUGCAAAAGCGUGCAGAGAUGAAGACCUCAGAGCUCCCUUCCGUGAUCGGCGCAUGUUGUGUGCUGCACAACAUAUGUGAGAUGAAAGGGGAGGAGAUGGGUCCAGGGCUGCAGUGCGAUGUCAUCGAUGUCGAGACAGUGCCAGAGCACCCUGUGCAUUCUGCUAGCGCCAGCAAGGCCAGAGACAAGAUCGCGCACAACCUCUUCCAUAGCGGGCUGGACGGCGCCAACUUUUGA
Lolium rigidum is the source of this 1320-nucleotide messenger RNA. Its product is annotated as protein ALP1-like. Lineage: Eukaryota; Viridiplantae; Streptophyta; Magnoliopsida; Poales; Poaceae. Bases 1 to 1320 code for a protein of 439 amino acids. The record is from RefSeq and is a predicted model, not a curated record. The transcript has a single exon.